AUGACUAACAGCAAAGCUUCACAGGAGCUGCAGCAAGAGCGGCGGCGACAAGAGCAGGAGCAGCAGGAGGAGCAGCAGAAAUCGUCAAAGGAGGAUAGAAAGAAAGAUCCAAAGAAGGUCCCAAAGAAGGACCCGAAGAAGGAGCAAAACCAAGAACCAAACCACGAGCCAAACGGAGGACCAAGCACAGAGCCAAACGAAGAGCAAAAAAUGAAGAACAAGAUCAAAAAGAAGCCCAAAAGCAUAACCAUCGUCGAGUAUGAAAUCAGCUGCGAUGAAAUGGGAAUUACCAUCCCCCGGAAGCCCUACCUUCCCCGUCUAACAUACGGAGCCGUCAUGGACGACCUAGGCAUAAACUGCAUCCGCGAGCUGAGCCAGGCCGCAGCGAGGCUCCAGCGCACGGGCGAGGAGGACGGCAUCUAUGUCGAGAUCGACCCUGACGAGUGGGUCGAGCUCGACACCGCCGGGAACGACGUGGAGCGGGAAGACGAGGCCGAUCCGGACGAGGAGGAGUAUGUCCUCUUGUAG
Messenger RNA from Morchella importuna, 528 nucleotides. RefSeq lists its product as uncharacterized. The transcript has 3 exons. Lineage: Eukaryota; Fungi; Ascomycota; Pezizomycetes; Pezizales; Morchellaceae. The record is from RefSeq and is a predicted model, not a curated record. The coding region runs from base 1 to 528 and encodes 175 amino acids.